Babjeviella inositovora NRRL Y-12698 is the source of this 993-nucleotide messenger RNA. It is a transcript of the gene RBK1, whose product is annotated as putative ribokinase. The coding region runs from base 1 to 993 and encodes 330 amino acids. The record is from RefSeq and is a predicted model, not a curated record. The transcript has a single exon. Gene Ontology annotation, molecular function: ribokinase activity. NCBI's taxonomy places the organism in Eukaryota, Fungi, Ascomycota, Pichiomycetes, Serinales. Gene Ontology annotation, biological process: D-ribose metabolic process.
AUGACAAUUAUCACCGUCAUUGGAUCAUUAAACAAGGACUUAGUCACGUACACCAACAAGGUGCCGGGGGCUGGGGAGACGUACCAGGCCAACGCGUUCCAGACCCACAACGGCGGAAAGGGGCUUAAUGAGGCCCUUGCGACCGCCAAGUUGCUUCCAGUAUCAGCAGAUAUUAAAGUGCGCAUGGUGGGUCGCGUAGGGAACGAUUCCUUCGGCCAGGAGUUGAAAGGUUGUUUGGCGGACGCAGGCGUGGAUGUGUCGCAGGUCACCGAGGAGCCGCUUCCGUCUGGCGUGGCGGUUAUUUUAGUAGAGGCUUCUGGGGAAAACCGCAUUUUGAUCACUCCUGGUGCUAACGGAAAGCUUUCAUUGGAUGAGGCGGCGGUUGCGGCGAUUUUCCCGGUAUCCGAAGAGCCAGAGUUUGUGAUUCUCCAGAAUGAACAACCCGAUCCGGCGGAGAAUAUGAAGAUGUUGAAAAAAAAUAACCCCGCGGUGAAUAUCGCCUAUAACCCCUCACCGUUCUACGAAGUCUCGGAUCCAGCCGUGUUGGGCUUGGUGGAUGUGUUGAUCAUCAACGAGGGCGAGGCUGCAGACUUGGCAAAAUCCGUGUUAGCCGGGCCCGCAUUAGAAAAGGUGAAUGGAAAGAUUGGGUCUUCCUUUGUGGAAGGGUAUCUUGCGUUGGCUUCCCUUUUGGUUAAUAAGAUUAACGGAGAUAACCUCAACACUGUUGUGAUUACGCUCGGGGCCAAGGGUGCCAUCUACGCGAAUAUGGUCCACGGGGCCAAGUUUUACGCGGCUGAGAAGGUGGCGAAGGUUGUAGACACCACCGGCGCAGGAGACACGUUUUUGGGGGCUAUUGUGGGCCAGUUGGCGUUGGACCAGUCUAUCGACGACCUUAUGGCGUUUGCCUCCAAGGCAAGUUCUAUUGUCAUCCAGAGAGAGGGCGCCGCUGAAAGCAUUCCGACCCACGCGGAAGUUUUAGAGGCUAUGAAGUAA